AUGAUUUCUAAUACUAUUAUUACCAUUCUCCUUUUCGCCCUCCUCACCCUCACCCACGCUCGCUCGGUGCCUCCAAAUGUCCGAGAGUUUUACAAUAAAGUCAAAGAUGGCCUAUGCCCCGUUGCCGUCGCCAAAGGUUUCUCCCAAGGAGCGUACUCUGGUGAAUCUAACUACUGCGUUGAUAAAGACCAUACCGUGAUGUGGAUCGCUGCCCCCAGUGGCCUCGCCGAUAUGGAUAUUGAUUGCGACGGCGCCAAUAAUAGCCAUGGAAAGUGUGCCAAUGAUCCGAGUGGUCAGAGCAUUACAAGCUUUGUAGGCGAGGUCGUGAAGCACGGUCUCUCCGACUUAGACUCCAACAAGCAUAGCUUUGUCGUCCUGGGAAACCACAACUUCAACCCCCAGAGUGUAGGAAUCGAGCCCUUGAGCUUGGUAGCGGUUAUCUGCGGAGAUAAAAUGUUCUACGGUAUUUGGGGGGAUAGCAAUGCUGCUGAUCAGGUCGGAGAGGCUAGCAUUUCGUUAGCAACUGCCUGCUUUGGAGAUUCCAUGACAGGAAACAGUGGGCACAACCAGCAUGAUGUUCUGUAUCUUGCCUUCCCAGGGAAGGAUGCUGAUUGCAAGGAUGCUGCCCAUUGGAGUGCGUCGUCCUUUGAAGAAUUUGAGGAUUCUCUGGCGCCCGUUGGCGACAAAAUGGUUGCUGGCAUCCAUGCUUAA
Morchella sextelata is the source of this 711-nucleotide messenger RNA. RefSeq lists its product as uncharacterized. Lineage: Eukaryota; Fungi; Ascomycota; Pezizomycetes; Pezizales; Morchellaceae. The record is from RefSeq and is a predicted model, not a curated record. The transcript has 3 exons. The coding region runs from base 1 to 711 and encodes 236 amino acids. Gene Ontology annotation, molecular function: chitosanase activity.